UUUUUUUUUUUAAAAAAAAUGCGGUACAUUUACGAUGAACAGGGUGUUACAUUUAACUAUUUUCUUCUAACUUUCAUAGCAAUAUUUCUUAUUCCAACUACGUAUUUCUCGCUUUUCAGUACAGAUAAGGAUGCGAAAUUACGUAAGCCUUCUUGUAAUUGCGAAGCGUGUUUACGUAAAGAAAAUUACCUAAAAAACCGAAAAUUAAGUUCAACAGAUCGUAUCAGCAAAAAAGCAAUUUUUGUUGCGGUCGGAUGGAUAUGCUUUGCCUACUUAGUUUAUAAGGUUACAACCGUUAAAAUUGAAAUUGACGUGUGGGAUCCGUAUGAAGUAUUGGGCAUCUCUGAGGGUACACCGCUACCACAAAUUAAAAAACACUUCAAGGAACUUAGCAGGAAAUGGCAUCCUGAUAAGGCCCCAGAAGACAAGAAGGCUGAAUAUGAAAGCAAAUUCAUUGACUUUACCAAAGCUUAUAAAGUACUGACUGAUGAAGAUAUACGUAAGAAUUAUGAAGAAUGGGGUCAUCCUGAUGGCAAGCAAGCUUAUUCUUUGGGUAUUGCACUACCAACAUGGUUGAUCGAAGCUAAAAAUAGUCCGUUUGUUCUUGGUGUUUAUGCCCUUGCGUUUGGAAUUGGUCUUCCUUUCUUUGUGGGUCGAUGGUGGUAUAGUUCUAAUGCUUAUACUAAGGAUGGGAUUAGAACACAUACAAUGGAUCUAUAUUUCAAAGAAUUAAGGAAUAAUUCCACUAUUAAACAAUUAUUAGAUCUGCUUUCUGCUUCAGUUGAAUAUAAAGAGUUAGUGGAACAGCGUCCAUCAGAUACGACUUUGUUACCACAAAUUAUAUCAUCAGUGAAAGAAGAACUGGACAAAAGAUUUAGCGAAAAAUAUCAACCGAGUAAAAGAUAUAUUGCACCAUAUUGUCAAAAGGCAAGUGCACUGUUUCAUGCUCAUUUGUUGAGAAUUAAUUUUUCCGAUGAGGAUUUAUUGAAAGAUAAAUACUUCAUUGCUGAAAGAUCUAUACACCUUAUCAACGGCAUACUUGAUAUUGCAAUAGCACAUCGCUGGCUUCAAACAAGUUUACGUUGUAUGGAACUUUCUCAGCUUUUAGUUCAAGCAAUGUGGUUUCAAGAUAAUUCGCUUGUUCAAUUACCUUAUAUUAAUCAAGAUAUAAUAAAAACAAUGAAACUUAAAAAGAAGAACAUAAGAAAUAUUAUUCAACUUCGGGAAAUGAAUGAUGAGGAAAGGAAGAAUGUAUUUAAAGCAUUAUCGCCCACUGAGUAUGAAUCCCUCAUGCGAAUUGCUAGUAUAUACCCGCUUUUAAAAAUUGAUCAAGCAUAUUUCAAAGUUGCUGGUGAUGCAAUUAUAACUCCAGGAUCUAUUGUUACAUUAAUUAUUAAGUUAAGAAUAGUAAAUUCAACAUCAAAAGCAAAAGAAAUUAAAAUGAAUGGAGUUAGUAAGGAAAAUGAGAAAAAUGCAACUUUUGAUGAUGAGGAAGAUGAAAAAGGAGAGUAUCUUGACAGUGAAGAUGAAUUAUUAUUUGGAAGAAGUAAAAAUAAACAAACAGAUGAAAAAAAUGAUUUUGUACAUGCACCAUAUUUAUCAAGAGAUAAGAUACCUUAUUGGUGGGUAUUUAUGGCAGAUGAUAAAAAAGAUAGAAUUAUAAUUGAACCAAUGAAAAUUACAAAUAUUGUUACUACUAGAACAAUUAGAUGUCAUUUUCAAGCACCACAUGAUCCAGGGUUAUAUUCUUAUGUUGCAUACGUUAAGAGUGAUUCAUAUGUUGGUACUGAUAUCAGAAAAGAUUUAAGGCUUGAUGUGAAAGAUUUUUCGGAACUUCCUCCAGAAGAGGAAAUUGAUGAUGAAAUUUCAGAACCCGAGGAAGAUUCUAUUGCCGGACAAAUGAAAUUAAUGAGAGAACAAGGAUUUGCGGCUGCAGUAGCAGGAGGAGGUGGAGGUAGUCAGAAAAAACAAAAUAAUGAUAGCGAUAGUAGUGAUAGUGAUGAUGAUUAAAAAAUAAAUAAAAUAACAUUAUCAGUUACAUGACAAACAUUAUAACAUUUAAGUAAUAAAAACGUAACUCUGCCUUUAUUAAAAUUAACACAAUAUGACCGAAAAUAGUUGAUAUCACAUGUCUUUGUUGAUUUAGUGAGGCAUGUUGGAGUAAAUGAUUUCUUGCAAGAAUUAAAACCCUAAUGUCACCUCCGAAAAAUAGUAGGGAUUUUCUUCUAAAAAUUCUUCUGAUUAACACUUAAUUAACACCAUAGUACGUGCUAUGUUAAUAACCCUACUAUUUUUUUUUGCCCACACUAAAUUACAAGAUUUAUAAAUUUACAUGUAAAAAAAGCUAUUUUUUUGUUCUUAAUUAUAUUGAAAGGG
Rhizophagus irregularis DAOM 181602=DAOM 197198 is the source of this 2376-nucleotide messenger RNA. RefSeq lists its product as uncharacterized. Gene Ontology annotation, biological process: SRP-dependent cotranslational protein targeting to membrane; post-translational protein targeting to endoplasmic reticulum membrane. Lineage: Eukaryota; Fungi; Glomeromycota; Glomeromycetes; Glomerales; Glomeraceae. Gene Ontology annotation, cellular component: Sec62/Sec63 complex. The record is from RefSeq and is a predicted model, not a curated record. Gene Ontology annotation, molecular function: transmembrane protein transporter activity; RNA binding.